Messenger RNA from Linum tenue, 4650 nucleotides. The record is from the annotation of a GenBank genome assembly. Lineage: Eukaryota; Viridiplantae; Streptophyta; Magnoliopsida; Malpighiales; Linaceae.
CAAACUUAGAAAAAAGGGAGAAAAAUCUGACAGACACGAAGACACAUUACUCCACUUUACUCUCUCUCUCUCUCUCUUUUCCCUCUUACCUCUCUCUCAUUUUCUCCGUUCGUACAAAACACGGACUGCCAGUUCCUCCAUUUCUUUCCCUCUCGCGUUAACUAGUAGCUAGUCCUUCCUCCUACUCUUUCUUACAUUAUUAUUCUUCUUGGGCUUUCUCUGCAUGUUCUUCUGCUUUCUCCGUUCGGAUAUGAACUGACGGCAGCAGCAGUAGAGAAUUAAAAUCAGCUGCUGAAGAAGCUGCUCAGAGCUCAUCAAUGGUUUUUAACCUUAAACCCCAAAAAGCCCAAAAAAAACCCCCCCAAAGGCCUGGUCUUUCCUCUGCUCUAGUUUCCUUUAUCGGAAACAAAACAUAACCCAGUCACCUAAUCUGAAAACAAAAGGAGAAAGGGGACCGUAGAAGCAGAAGAAGGAGGAAAGUCCUUUUCUUUUCCCUUUUGUUUUCCCUUCCCCUCUCCCUUCGAUCAUUGUGUAUUGCGUUUAUCUACGCACACGUAUAGUAGCAGCUUGCCAUACAUCUUUAGAUAUGGAAGGAAGCAAGUAAGAUCUAUUUUCCAUUAAUAAAUACUUUAAUCAAACUCCAUAUAUCUAUUUUAUAUGUAUAUUCAUAUAUGUAUAUGUAGCUGCUGCUGCUUCUCCUCCUAGUCUGCUCCUGCUUUGCAUGUACAAGUUGCGGUCUCCAAAUUCUGCUCCUUUGAAAAUGCUCUGUACUCUCUGUUGAGAAGCCCCCAAUACCCAUAAAAGAAAAAGAAGAAAAAGAAAAACAGGGGAGCUUCUCUCUUUCCUUCCCUCUUUCUUUCCUUGGCAAGUUGUUUACCAAAAUCGUACGGCGAGAUCUGGGUUUCUUCUGAAGCUCAAUUUCAAUCCAGCAGCAACCAGGUGGUGGGUGUUUCUGUGGCGAGAUCCGGGCAACUAUUGCAAUCUGAGGUUUGCUGCAGGGUGUUGAGGGAGGCAGGAACAUCAUCUGACAAAGUUGUGUGGUGCUUUUGGAGUUGAGGAAAUGUGGGGGUCCAACUCUUGAAAGAUUUAUUGUUGGGGUUUUGAGUGUUCUCUUUCAUUUCUCUUCCUGGUGGUCAAUCAUUGCAAUAGAGUAGAAGUUGCUGUGGGGGAGUAAUAAGGGUUUGGGCAAGAUUGGCUGCGGAUGAAGGUGAAAUCGGUGGUCUUCUGUAGUAAAACCGGCUUCGGUUGAAACGAGCACUCAAGCAGAACAAUAAGGAAAAAAAGGGGAGGAAAAGGUGGGGUUUUCUUGUGGGAUUUGUCUUCCAAAUGAGGGGCUGCAUAGUGGUGGAUACAGUAGUGUUGGCUUUUGUUCUCUUUUCGUGGGAUAAAAUCGCUUGAUUGAUUCUUGCCAGUUUUGGGGGGAGUUGGCUUGUUGAAAAGGCAAGGAAGGGCGGAAUAGAGAAGAAGAGGGUAUGAAGGUUGUGCUGUAUUCUGGGAAGAUGAAGAAGAAGGUGAAAGUUGUGUGUGUGGGUUGAUGUUCGAUUGGUAGUGGUGGGGUUUUUUCCUUGUUUGGAUCUUCUGAAACUAUUUGUGAGGGGUUGAAUCCAGUUUGUAAUCAUGAGGCUUUCUUCAGCUGGUUUUAGUCCCCAACACAACCAAGAAGGUGAGAAGAGGGUUCUGAAUUCUGAACUUUGGCAUGCUUGUGCCGGUCCUCUUGUUUCGCUCCCUGCUGUGGGAAGCCGGGUUGCUAUAUCAACCAACAGGGAAGUUGAUGCUCAGAUCCCUAAUUAUCCAAGCUUGCCUCCACAGCUUAUUUGCCAGCUUCACAAUGUGACAAUGCAUGCAGAUAUCGAGACAGAUGAAGUUUAUGCACAGAUGACAUUGCAGCCACUGAGUCCGCAAGAACAAAAGGAUAUCUACCUGCCAGCAGAGUUGGGUGCCCCUAGCAAACAACCAACCAAUUAUUUUUGCAAGACUUUGACUGCCAGUGACACUAGUACUCAUGGAGGCUUCUCCGUUCCUCGUCGAGCAGCUGAAAAAGUGUUCCCUCCUUUGGACUUUUCCAUGCAACCUCCGUGCCAGGAGUUAAUUGCUAGGGAUCUGCAUGAUAACGAGUGGAAAUUCAGGCAUAUCUUUCGCGGCCAGCCUAAGCGGCAUCUGCUUACAACAGGGUGGAGUGUGUUUGUCAGUGCCAAAAGACUUGUUGCAGGCGACUCGGUUCUUUUCAUCUGGAACGAAAGAAAUCAGUUACUCCUUGGCAUUCGACGUGCUAGCCGCCCUCAAACCGUGAUGCCUUCAUCGGUCUUAUCGAGUGAUAGCAUGCAUCUGGGACUUCUUGCUGCAGCUGCCCAUGCAGCUGCAACCAAUAGUCGUUUCACUAUAUUCUACAAUCCAAGGGCCUGUCCAUCUGAAUUUGUCAUUCCACUGGCGAAGUAUGUCAAAGCAGUCUAUCAUACUCGGGUGUCUGUUGGCAUGCGCUUUCGGAUGCUUUUUGAAACUGAAGAAUCAAGUGUCCGCCGCUACAUGGGUACAAUAACUGGCAUAAGUGAUUUAGAUUCUGCUAAAUGGCCAAAUUCCUAUUGGCGCUCAGUCAAGGUUGGCUGGGAUGAAUCGACUGCUGGAGAGAGGCAGCCAAGAGUAUCUCUUUGGGAGAUUGAACCACUGACAACAUUCCCAAUGUACCCUUCCCCAUUUCCCUUGAGGCUUAAACGUCCAUGGCCACCUGGCUUUCCUUCUUUCAAUGGAAUCAAAGAUGAGGAUCUGGGAAUGAACUCUCCUCUCAUGUGGUUUCGAGGAGAUGGAGACCGUGGACUUCAAGGAAUGAACUUCCCUGGAAUGGGUGGUGUUGCACCAUGGAUGAUGCAACCAAGGCUCGACGCCUCUUCCAUGCUUGGGCUUCAAUCCGAUGUUUACCAAGCCAUGGCUGCUGCAGCUCUUCAGGAGAUGAGAGCCGUGGAUUCUCUGAAAUCACCAACUGCUUCCCUCCUGCAAUUUCAGCAACAUGACAAUCUUCCAGCUGGUAGGACCCCAUCGUCUUUGAUGCAACAGCCUCAGAUGCAGCAGCAGUCUCAGCCUGGACAGACUCUUCUCCAAGAGAACCAACUCCAUGCCAUCUCUCAGGCUCAGGUUCAAAGUCAGUCAAACUUCAUUCAGCAACAAUUGCAGCAUCAACAGUCAUUCAACAGUAGUCAACAGCAGCAGCAGCAAAGGCCACAGCAACAAAUACAGGUUGAUAAUCAGCAGAUUCCAAAUGCGGGUCAUAAUGGGCCUCAGUUUCGGCCUGCAGCAACAUCUCAAUACCAGUCACCACCAUCCCAGCCCAUGUCCUCACUGUGUCAGCAGCAGCAGCAGCAGCAGAGCUUCUCCGAUUCUAGUGGGAACCACGUGUCAGGCCCUGUUGCUGUCUCUCCAUUACACAGUCUCCUUGGCUCAUUUCCCCAAGAUGAAUCAUCAUCCCAUCUACUCAACCUGUCUCGAACCAGUCCCUUGAUGAAUUCUCCUUCUGAUUGGCCGCCGUCCAAGAGAGCUGCCAUUGAACCUCUGGUUUCGUCCGAAGCUCAUCAAUUCUCCCAGAAUGCUGUUUCAUUGCCUCCAUUCCCAGGGAAGGAGUGCUCUGCAGUGGACGCAGAAGGUGGCAGCGAUCCACAGAGCCAUCUUUUGUUCGGUGUGAAUAUUGAGCCCUCAUCACUUUUGAUGGCUGCCAAUGGAAUGUCUAGCCUUAGGGGAGUAAUUGGCAGUGAUGGUGGUGAUCACAGUGCUGGCUUGCACUUCUCAUCUAACUACAUGACCAACAUGGGAACAUCAGAUUUCUCGCUUAAUCAUUCUGCAAUGGCGGCCCAAUCGAGUUGUGGUGUUGAUGAGUCGGGCUUCAUGCAGUCAUCGGAGAGUUUGGGCCAAGUUAACAACUCAUCAAGUGAUACAAACUUUGUUAAGGUAUACAAGUCGGGGUCCUUUGGUAGGUCACUGGAUAUCUCCAAAUUCAGCGGCUACGACGAGUUGAGGGGCGAGCUGGCUCGGAUGUUUGGGCUCGAAGGACAAUUGGAGGACCCCCUGAGAUCAGGCUGGCAGCUUGUAAUUGUUGACCGGGAGAACGAUGUGCUUCUUCUUGGCGACGACCCCUGGCCGGAAUUUGUGAACAAUGUGUGGUGCAUAAAGAUACUGUCACCACAGGAAGUGCAGCAAAUGGGCAAACAAGGGCUGGAGCUACAGAGCUCGGUUUCAGCUCAGAAGAGGCUCGCGAAUGGAAGCUGCGACGAGUUUGCAAGCCGGCAGGACGCGAGGAACUUGACCACUGGUAUAAAAUCUGUGGGUUCUUUGGAAUACUAGAUCAAAGAACCAAGAAGAAGAAGUCCAUGUGUAGUAAGUUCUCUUUUUUUCUUCUUCUCUUAACUGCUUAGAAGAAUGGGUUAAUCCUCUCCAUGCAGUGUAAUAUCUAGGCGCCGCCACUGUCACGUAUGUAGUAGUAGAGGCCAUGAGUAAGAGAAUGCCUGAUCUUCUUUAAGUCUAUUGAGAUGUUGUUACUGUAAGUCUGUAACUAAGUACACAGGAUUAGGACACCCUGUCCCCUUUUCCCCCGUUUUUUUCAUGUCUAUGAUGGGAAUAUACUUGCAAAAUGGAUAUAUUAUGCAUAUCAUUAGCAGGAAAAGGCUC